Molecule: messenger RNA, 506 nt
Organism: Frieseomelitta varia
Lineage: Eukaryota; Metazoa; Arthropoda; Insecta; Hymenoptera; Apidae
Exons: 3
Coding region: 156-506 (116 amino acids)
Source: RefSeq, a predicted model, not a curated record
UAUUCACGCGCAUCGAUGAACAGUUAUUUUCCCCUCAUGCGUAAUUCACAAAUUGUGUCACGCGACGGUGUCAAUAUUUUUGUCCCUCUCUUUAACUUUCUGCGAAAUGUGUAAAGCCACGACUGCGGCCAGAUAUUUCCCUACAGUCGAAUAGAAUGGACUUCGACAGCUACAAGUAUUACAGACACCUGAAAUUCUGUUUCUUCGUGAUAGGACUGACAUUCUUGAAAUCAACGCAGUUAAGAGUAGUGCACACUACGAUCGUAUGUCUGAUACUUCUUCUCGGUUCAAUAUUUCUCAUGAUAGAAGAUUGGUUGAAGGAUAUCAAACGUGAUUCGAAUCAUAUACAAGACAAAGAAGAAUUGAAAAUACUUAAAACACACGUAGCGAUGGAAAACCGUUAUGCAAAUAUUUAUUUAAUUAUAAUUUGUACUGGUUAUUUCGUUCUUACUGUGACGCUGUUUCUUCCACAUCGCAUUCUCGAGGCUUUAAAGCGUAGAUAUUAA